UUAUAACAAAUUUAACGAAAACAGUUCAAAGAUAAAAAUAUUUUAUUUCAUUAAUGAAUAAAAUAUCAAUAACAUAAAUGUUACUAUAAAACUCAUAUACAAGUUUUCUAAAAAUAUGUUCUAUAUUUUUAAUUUCUUUUUUUUUAUUUUCAUAUAUAUUCUCUUCCAUGAAUUUUUCAAAAUGAAAAAAAUAAUAAGUUAUGCUUGUAAUAUAAAUUUAAAAUAAUAUAAAUUUCAAGUAUAUAAAUAAAUAUAUAAAAAAAACAAUUUGAGUAAGAAAAAAUAUAACGUAAUGAAUUUUAAAUAAUUAAAUUUAAAUAAAUAUUUUUCAUAUAUAGAUAUUAAAAUCUGUCAAUAAUCUAUAUAUAGAUGAUUAAAUUUAUUAAUUUUAUUUUAAAGAAAUUACAUUUUUCAAAUACAUUUUGAGUUUAACAAUAAAUGAAGAAGAUACAUAUAUUGAAUCACGUAGUAAAACAAUCUAUCAUGGUCAUUGGCACUAUUACUAUUUUGACUUUCGUAGUGUAUUUACAUUGAAGCGCAUGUCGCGUGAUUGGUUGGCUUGGCUGACGUGCGUGUGUUGACGUUCCAUCAAAACAAAGCACGGUCGCGCGUCUCAUCGAGCAUUUUACCACGAUACGUCGUUGCGAAUGCGUCGUUUCUUUAUAACGUGUUUUACGAAAGUGUCAGUUGUCUUUUCAAUCGUGUGUGCAUUAUUAGCUUUUAAGUGAUUAAGUGCGUGGAUUAUGAUGGCAUCCACUGUAAAAUUCACUUCGGAUGAGAGUUUGGGUGAAUCUUGGGUGGAAUUGAAUCCAGUUCCCGACAGGAUAACACCGUUACCGUUUAGUAGCGGAGGUGAAGAAUAUCUUCGAUUGCUUAGAGAAGCGCAAAGAGAUUCUUUGCCCUCGUCUGCUAGGCAUUCUUUGGCAUCUUCCCGUCGAGGCACACCAAGAGAUAGCCCGAAAAGUCCACCUAACAGUCCAAACACGGAAUUAUCAACCGAGGAUGAACUUAAGGGAGUUUAUAUAAAUUAUUGCUGCAACAAGGAAUCCGAAUUUCUGGAGAAGAACACCGAUUGGAUCUAUGAAUGGAGUUCGCGCCCAGAUCAAGCACCACCGAAAGACUGGAAAUUCAAGCAUCCUCAGGGAAUGAAUAAAAGAAAAUCUUAUAGCAUUCGUACAACGAAAGUGGGAAAAAUUGGAUUGUUCUCAAAAGAGGUCCUUUAUACUCUUGUUAUCACGAAUAUUCUAUCCGUUUUGGUUGGAGCUGGCUUGGGGGUUUGGUUGUCCAGGCGAGGAUCGAUAACGACCAGCGUGACCAUCGAGUGAAAAAAAAGAGACCAGUACACGAAAGUCAGGAUUGCUGCGCUGGAGUUUGCGAGAAUACGGAGUAUAGGGUUGGUCUAUUUCGAGCCGCUAGAAAGACUGAAAAGCCAAGAAAAAAGGGUCGAUCGAGCCUAACAAAACACACAACAUAUUAUUUCGAUUACCACAAUUUAAUAUUAGCACUUUUUAUUCUAUUCUUCCCUGCCCGAAAGAAACUUAACUUACGGUGUACUUAUUGAACGCCGUAUUAUUGUGUAAGUCAUAUGCAAUUAUAUGCUUAAAAAAAUGCUUAAAAAAAAAAAGAAAAAAGAGAGUGAGAAAAAAAGAAAAAAAUAAUAUGGUUAUAUAUUUAGCGUUGUUGAGGAAAUAAGAUAAUGUCCAUUUUAUACCAUUUCUAAUGCGUUUCUAUCAGCGAUAGUCUGUAGGUAUAGCUUGGAUAGUAUUUAUCGAUAACAAUUAUUAUUCGUUAAUUGAACAGAAAAUAAAGAUUUGAGAAAAAAAAAAAUAUAAAGAAUAUUUGCGUAGAUAUAUAUGUACAUCGUUUUGUGUAUGAAAACGGUUAGGAAAAUGAGAGUGUGUAUAAAAAAAGGAAAAGAAAGAAAAGAUUUUUUGCGAUGAGAGAAGGAUUUAUGCAGUGUUAAUUAUAUCUUUGUUUAGAUUAUUCGAAUAUUCUGCUGCACUAAAAUUUGUGCGUUCGAUGUUGGUACGAAUUCAAGUGGCGUCUUUGCUAGUUGUUUCGUAAAGCGAAAUGUGAUAGAAAAGGUGGUAUUUAAUUAAUGGAAUUUCAUCCUUUUAUUGAAUUGAAAGGAACGAUCGAUAUGUUUUUACAACGUACAUCACGAUGAUACGAUUGUUUAAGCAUGUGGUAAGUUUGAUUAUUCGUUCCGUUCUCAUACACUUUGGAUUUUAUAUAGUUACGACCCUAAACGAGAUGUAAAGAAAAAAGAAAUAUAAUACAGCAUAAGUGUAGUUUUUUUAUUAUUAUUAUUAUUAUUAUUAUUAUUAUUAUUAAUUCGUUACCAAUGAAACACAGAACUGACAAUUUGAAUGCAAUCACUCGUUGAUUGAUAUUUCUUUAAUCUUAUGUAUUUAUAAUAUGCGUUUUGAACAGUUGACAGGAAUUUUAUACAAUAUAAAUGAUUUUAUAUUUAACAAUUUAUAAUUUUUUGAUAAAAGGAUAAGCAGAGUAGAAAUGAUUAAAAAACAAAAAAAUAUGAAAUUUAGUUAAGUGCAACAUUAUUUAAUUUAAUGGAAUUUUUAAUGGAAGAAAACUGUCUAUUUUUAUUUUCGUGUUUUAAUAAUAUUUUUAAAUCAAUUUGAGUUUUUUCUCGCUAAGUGAAAGAUAUAUUGUUAAUUUACAAUUGUAUGCGUUAAAAAAAAAGUUAUGUUCUUUUUCACAGAAUUAUAUACGAGUUGCUUUUUCUAAUGGCACAAUGUGUGAUUUGUAUUGAAUUAUCACAAAAUAAAAGACUCAAUAUUGAUUGCA
Messenger RNA from Apis cerana (Asiatic honeybee), 2808 nucleotides. It is a transcript of the gene BNIP3, whose product is annotated as BCL2 interacting protein 3. Gene Ontology annotation, cellular component: nucleus; mitochondrial outer membrane; mitochondrial envelope. The record is from RefSeq and is a predicted model, not a curated record. Gene Ontology annotation, biological process: positive regulation of apoptotic process; mitochondrial outer membrane permeabilization. Lineage: Eukaryota; Metazoa; Arthropoda; Insecta; Hymenoptera; Apidae.